GGGAAACAUAAGCGAGGAAAGAUCCCUCUUUGUCGUGCACUGGUGCGGCGUCGAACAGACACAUUGUGCGUGGGCAUUACAGCAAAGUCUACUAUUUACCACUCUUAGUGGGCAGUAAGACACCCAACGUUUCUCGAUUGAAUGUUUAGCCACAAAGCGUGUGGGUUCGUCGGAUUUAGCUGGAGAAAGGUCUCCAUUGUUGUAUCGAGGUAUGAGUCGAAGGGGCUUAGACUCGGUCAAGUACAUAGCCGCUAAAACCAGAAUUACUGCCAGGAUCAUCUUGCAUGAGCCCAUUGUGAAUAUCUGAAAAAAUACGUCAAGGUCGAUUAUCUCAAGCCUCGUUUUGAACUUACCUGGUAACGUUCUAAACAAGUGUGAAAUUACAUGUCGAGUAAGAAGAUGAUCCAUAAUAAAGCGAUUAUGUGCAAUUGAACCUUCACGGACAGAUAUACUUCUAGAAUAUCACAGAUCUUUGAGAAAGUGUGACUAACUAUGCCUCCCAAGAAGAAAAAAGAUGAUAAGCCCCCUCCCCAGGUGGGGCCUGGGAGUAAAAUAAGUGCCUUGCCCGAUCUGCUGAAGAAACACAUUAUAGUAGUGGAAGACUCAAGAGACAGACUCCUGAAGUUUUCAACCCAAAAACUGAAAGCCAUACCAACUGAAAUAUACAAAAAUGAAGAGGUCUGUGAACGUGCUGUUGAUCUUGACGCGCCAAAUAAUUUCAUUAAGAAGCUACCAGGUGCAAUAUCGGGACUGUCCGAAUUAAGACGACUGAACUUUAAGAACAAUGUAUUGACUCUAUUGCCAAGUUCUGUGUCAAAGAUGAAGCAACUGGUUUUCCUUGAUGCUUCAGAGAAUAACAUUCGGAUGCUGCCUACUACGAUUCACAAGGCAACAUCUUUGAAACAUCUUCAAGCCAACAACAACAGAAUCAAAUCCCUGCCGAGAAAUAUUGGAAAAUGUCCAAAACUGGCAUUCAUAAAUGUCUCACACAAUAACAUCAAAUCCCUAAAGAAAAACAUUUAUAACUUGACAGCUACAGUGGAUGUGUCUCAUAAUAAACUGACCACUCUACCAGAAGUGACUGUUACAAAAAAGCUACAAGCCAAUCUGAAUAAUCUGGAUGUUUCACAUAACAUGAUCGAAAUUCUGCCUGAAGGACUUGACAAACUCCUGUGUCUUCAGAGAUUCAACCUUUCCCAUAAUGAACUUGAGGAAUUACCCCCAUCUAUUGGCUCCCUCAAGUAUGUGAGCUUCUUGGAUAUAUCAAACAACCAUCUAGGUCAGCUCCCAAGUGAAAUCUGUAAUUUGGCCUUUGCUCUUCAGGAUUUCCACUGUAGCAACAAUGAGUUAAAGUCUCUCCCAGAAGAGCUCGCUAAUUUCAAGAAAUUAAACAUUCUUGAAGCGUCUGGCAACAAAAUCGCAACCUUGCCCCCUAAUUUUGAAUCAAUGAGGACAAUAACCCGUCUAGAUUUGUCAAAUAAUAACCUCUCUAAUGUAGAUGCUAUUGUUGGAUUGGUUAAGUGUGACUUCAUCGAUGUGUCUAACAAUAAAAUUGAAACCCUGCCAAAUCAAUUUGCAGAGUUGAAGGUUCUUACAGAGUUCAACUGUUCCCACAAUCUUCUGAAGGAUCUUCCAGAUGAGAUUGGACGAAUCCAAACCCUCAAAAGCUUAUAUGCAUCUAAUAACAGCAUACAUGCCCUCCCAAUUGGUCUUGGAGAUGAUCAACUGCUGAAGACUCUCAUAGUGUCAUACAACAAAAUCCUAGUUCUACAUGAAGACAUGAGGAAGCUUCGUGCUUUAGAAGUCCUGAAGGUUGACCAUAAUAAGAUGACCCAGAUGCCAAAAUCCUUUGAAUCAUCCCUCACAAUGCUCGAAGAGUUUGAUAUAUCUGGAAAUGAGGUGAUCAACCUUAAAUUGCCAACUUCAAUAAAAUCACUGAACAUUUCUGGGAACUGCAUUGACCUUCCUGCCAUGGAUCCAAAACAUUCUCUCCUUGUCACCCUUGGAGAUGACAAAUAUGGUCGUGUCCUGAAGGAGCUUGAUAUAUCGCACCUUGAAAUGGAUGAGCUACCCAAGUCAGUGUGUUCCCUGAGAUUGCUUACAAAGCUGAACAUAUCAAACAAUCAAAUUACAGGUCUCCCCAGCAAAAUAUGCCGCUUGAAAAUGUUGAUAUAUUUCGAUAUGUCGCACAAUCAAAUUGAGGAGCUCCCAGAUGCAUUUGGUGAAUCCAUGGGUGCAUUAAAGGUGUUCAAUGCUUCACAUAACAAAUUAUCCCAGUUCAAUGAGAGCCUCACUCAACUUCACAUGAUUGAGAAGUUGGAUCUAUCCCAUAAUAACUUCUCCCUGUUACCAGAAAACUUUGGACAGCUUCAUAAACUCACGUCUCUUAAUAUAUCAAACUGUGAGGUUCUCUGCUUGCCCAAUGAUAGAGUUGAUAUCCUUGCAUCCUUAUUGGAACUUGAUUUGUGCCAUAACCACAUAAAUGCCAUUCCCACAGAUUGGCCGUAUCUUUACAGAAUUGAGACUCUUAACCUAGCUUCAAACGACAUAUCGGAGCUGCCUAAAGAUAUAAUCAAAAUGAAAUCAUUGAAUCAUUUGGAUUUGCACGACAACAUCAUUGAGUCACUUCCUGAUACCAUGGUGAAGAUGAAUUGGUUAAAAUUCCUAGAUGUGAGUGACAAUAAAAUCACCAGAGCGAUCCCAAAAUGUAUCGAGGUUCUGAAGAGCAAAGGAUCAAAUAUCACAAUGUCGGAACAAUCUGGUUAUAAAUCACGAGAAGCUAGAGAAAGGCCAACAGAUAUCAAAGAGGAAUCGCCAAAGCCAAAAAAGAAAAGUCCGAAAGGAAAAAGGAAAUCAGCAACCAUGCAAACCAGCCCAACGCCAUCUAGAAAAAACAAAGUUGUUCCCACAGCUGCAAGCUGAGGAAAUGUAACAUAGUAUAUAGCCAUAUAUGGUUUAAAAAAUUCGCUUGUCGAAAUACAUGGCGAUUCUUCAAGUAAGCAUUGAGAUCACUUGGACGAAUUUCAAACAUGCUUUUCUUGGAAAACAAGAGUGUCAGUUGUCGAAGAGUGUCAGUAGUCACUCAUUCCAAAUGAAUGUGUGAGAAAUGAAAAUGAAGGAUACGCUGAAAUUCUGUGCAAAAGUAUUUAAAUCAGGAACAUAACAAUAUAAAUGCGCACACAGGGGACUCAAUUGAGUCAAAAUAUCACUGGACUUCAUUUUCUUUUCAAUUGAAAUAUAAACACCUGAGAAAAUAUUUUUGAAAAUUUUGUCAAGGCAAUUGCCUCCCCUCUUAUCCAGCUAUGCCUCUGACACAUGUACUCGUUUGUACUUACAUGAAUCCUUAUAGUAUUUCCCUUUGAGUAAAGGGUAAUAUUUUUCAUAUUGUUUCUGAAUUGAAAUUGCUUGCUUACAAGUAUCUUGUCAGUGAUCUCCCUAGCAUUAAAGCAAGUGGGAGCAGCACCCACCUGAGAUUUUAAAAAC
Owenia fusiformis is the source of this 3483-nucleotide messenger RNA. Lineage: Eukaryota; Metazoa; Annelida; Polychaeta; Sabellida; Oweniidae. The record is from the annotation of a GenBank genome assembly.